Dipodomys ordii (Ord's kangaroo rat) is the source of this 6735-nucleotide messenger RNA. Its product is annotated as KIAA1549 ortholog. NCBI's taxonomy places the organism in Eukaryota, Metazoa, Chordata, Mammalia, Rodentia, Heteromyidae. The record is from RefSeq and is a predicted model, not a curated record. The transcript has 22 exons.
AUGGUGCCCAUAGAAGAGGCGGACGAGGUUCAGAGGGACGAGGGCUGCUGGACAUCAGCCAAGGGCUUUGGGUUUCAGAAGAUGCCAGAUGAGAUCUAUCUGGAACAGCAGCACAACCUUUCUUCACCCUCCGUGGAGUUCCUGCAGGAGACCAGCGUGGCGCGCAGCCCUGCCCUUAUGGCCUUAACAGAGACUGCUCCGGGGUCCCAGGCAAGCUGGUCUCUCCUCCUGCCCUCCUCUUCAUCUGCCAUUGCUUUGGACACCACCUUUUUAAACGAUGGUCCACAGACCCCAAGCGCAGCAGAUCCCAGCAUCUUUGUGGCGAAUUAUGGCUCAGUGAUGAGUAAUGAGGUAGCCAUCGAUGAGGAGGAAAUGGAUAACUGUCUACCAGAGGCUCCCUGGACCACUUCACAGAUGGUUUUCCCACUGCAGGAUCUCACCACCAGCCCGCCAGAGCCACCCCGGGAAACGCCCGCGCCUCUGCUCACCCCAUCCAGACCCACAAUUUCUUUGCUGGGUGAAGAAGUGACUUCAGCCUGGCGAAACACACUGCAGCCAUCAGGGGCAUAUGCUGAAUCCUCCAGUCACUUCAACACUUUUGGGUCAGCUUUUCCCACCUCCGAGGGCUUCAUGCCAACUCCUAGUAGGAAUGUGGUGCUUUAUCCUACUCCUGAAAUUCACAGCCAGUUAUCAAGUAGGACUUUGCCAGAAUUUUCAGCUUCAGUAAUGGAGGAGGCAGCAACUCUCCUUUUUAGCAUCCCAUCUUUGAUGCCUCAGCCGUCAGGCGAUGGCAUGACUCAACAGCCAUCUGUCCCCCCGAGGGAGGUCUCGCCGCCUCUAGAAGAUGUCCUGGCCACGAGCGCAGAUCGGUAUCCGGCUAGGACCUCUGCUUGGAGUCAACAUCUAGAAGAAACCACCCCUCCAAAAGUGUAUCCCACUGUCACUGUGUCGCGGACAGCCCCUGCUUUGAGCAGCAUACCUUUUGCUUUAUUUUCAGACUCUUUGGCAUUUGUGUCCUCUGCUAGCCAGUCAGCGGAUGUGUCCCACAGCCCCUUCCUUUCGAGCAGUGCUGGCGGCGCGUCUGAACUGCCUGGCAGUUCUGUGGUCUCCCCUUGUGUGGAUAACACGUGUGUCUUGAGCCCAGUGGCCGCUCUCCGAACGCACACGUGGUGCACGUCUUGUGCUGAGAUGUCACCUCAGCCGGGUCUGGCCACGAGUCUUACGGGGAAAGACCUGGGGUCAGGAGAUGAGCCAGAGACCAUGACCACAGCCAUGGUGGACCGAAGCCACUCUCCAUGGAGCAGUGUGGGUGCAGAGCUCUCUGCAUUUGAAGAAAAUCCUCAAGAGUUUAAUACGCUUUUCCCCUCCAGGCCUGUUCUGUCCCUUUCUUCCAGAUCUGUGGACAUCUUAGACUCAAGCUCUGGCAUGUCAGCUAGGGUGGAUGUGGACACUGUUACCACCACCCACGGGUCCCCUUCCCAUGUCUGCUUCUCCCCAUCUGUGUCACCUGAUCCUGCUUUGGACUCUUCCUCUGUCACCCAGGCCCAAGAGACACCAUUCAGUGUGACAGCUGUGUUCCCCUCUGUGGUCCCGAGUAUUUCCCUUGACUUGUUUUUCUCAGUCACGUCCAACCAAAAUACUCCAUCACAUGCUGGCAGAGACCCAACCCCGCUGACCUCUUAUAGUUUGGUUGGCUUAGUGGAGUCUAUACAUAUGUCUGACCAAGAAUCUACCAGUGUUUUUGAACAUGGAUCGGGCUUUUAUUCAACCCCACCUCUGGAGCUCAGCAGCCCAGGCCCUUCUACUUCAGGGGGUCUUGCUUCUCCCUCUGGGAUGUCAAGUGAUCUGUCCGCCUUCAAGUUGCAGACCUUCCCCACCCUGGUUGAGACUCUUGCAUUGUCUGUCAGCUCGCAGUCAUCUCCACUUUCUGUUCUGAAUUCCUCAAACCUGGAGUCUCUUCAGCCCUGGCCAAGUUCAGAGGUGGCUUUCAACACAGUCACUUUUCUAUGGAACCUCUCUGCCGCAUCGCCAUUACUCUCAAGCUCCCCCUGGGACUCUCUCAAGUUCACCAAAGCAUCGACCAGUUUGCCAAUGGAGUCAGAUGCUCAUUUUACCUCAGCUUUUACUGAAACUACCUCCACCUCUGAGCUUCCUCUCAUUCCCCACGAAUCUGAACUCAUCACAUUCGUGCACGCCACCGGCUCUGAGCCUGUUCUCGACCUCUCUUCUACCGAGACUUACUUCCUGCCCAUGUCUCCUUCUUCCCAUUGGACACCCAUUUUUAUGGAGUCUUUUCUAUCCUCAACUUUGACACCUUCCAAUAGCCAUAUCCACACUACAGAUGCACACACAUUGGGCUCCCCCUCCUCCAAAGUUACUCCCAGCAGUACAGAGUUGUUGACCCAUGUGACCCUGUCAUCUGUCUCCUCAUUGGUUCCUGAGUUGAGUCCCUCCCCUCUGCCUACAGAGACAGUCCCCAUGCGUCCAUCCUCCACACCCACAGAUUUCUUUCCAAAUUCCUCCCCUGCGCCAAGCACGCCCAGUACCACUGUUGUCAUAGAGGAUGCAGUGGACACUGGCCCCAACAGUGAUCGUGUAAGCGAGAACCCCCAGGGGAGCAGUGUGGCUCCUCCUCCGCCAUCCUUCGGUCCCUGGACCACCUCCAUUCCUGAAGCAACAGUGGGGCUCCCAGCACUGGUCACCACCAAGCCACCGUAUGUGUGUGAUAUUACAGUUCCGGACGCUUACUUGAUCACGACUGUGCUGGCCCGUCGGGCGGUGCAGGAGUACAUCAUCACGUCAAUUAAGGAAGUGCUGAGGAUCCACUUCAGCAGGGCAGUGGAGCUAAAGGUGUAUGAACUAUUUCCUGACUUCACAUUCCUGGUAACAUCUGGACCUUUUGUUUACACGGCAAUAUCAGUCAUUAAUGUCCUCAUCAAUAGUAAACUUGUCCGAGACCAAACUCCUUUAAUCCUGUCUGUGAGACCUUCCUUCCUCGUGCCCGAGUCCAGGUUCCAAGUUCAAACAGUGCUUCAGUUUGUGCCUCCAAGUGUGGAUACUGGUUUUUGCAACUUCACCCAGCGCAUUGAGAAAGGUCUGAUGACGGCGCUCUUUGAAGUGAGAAAACAUCAUCCAGCCCCCUACAACCUCACGGUGCAGAUCUUGAACGUGACUGUUGGUUCUUCGAGGAUGGCUCCUCGGCGGGGCCCAGUGAAUAUUAUCUUUGCUGUUAGAGGCACACAAGGAUUUUUGAAUGGGUCAGAGGUGAGCGAGCUGCUCAGGAACCUGAGUGUGGUGGAAUUCAGCUUCUAUCUGGGGUACCCGGUGCUGCAGAUUGCAGAGCCUUUCCAGUACCCACAGCUCAACUUGUCUCAGUUAUUGAAGUCUUCUUGGGUCAGAACAGUGGUCCUGGGCUUAAUUUAAAAGCAAAUGAAUUCAGAGAUCCUUAGACAUGACCCAGAUGGAGUCCCCCAUGAAAUCAUGGAAUUGCUGAUUUAUCAGAAGUUUCCUGUGGUGAAGGUGCUAAUGAUUUCUGCUGUCUCUCAGGUGGUAAACGUGUCCAGGCUGGAGGGAGAUGACAACCCAGUACAGCUCAUCUACUUCGUGGAGGAUCAAGAUGGAGAGAGACUCAGUGCAGCUAAGUCUUCAGAUCUGAUCAACAAGAUAGACCUUCAAAGAGCAGCCAUUAUCCUGGGGUACCGAAUUCAAGGCGCAAUUGCCCAGCCCGUGGACAGGGUGAAGAGACCGUCCCCAGAGUCUCAGAGCAACAACCUGUGGGUCAUCGUGGGCGUGGUCAUCCCGGUGCUGGUGGUCAUGGUGAUCGUCAUCAUCCUCUACUGGAAACUCUGCCGCACGGACAAGCUGGACUUUCAGCCUGACACGGUGGCCAACAUCCAGCAGAGGCAGAAGCUGCAGAUCCCAAGUGUGAAGGGCUUCGAUUUUGCUAAGCAGCAUCUGGGCCAGCAUAAUAAAGAUGACAUCUUGAUUAUUCAUGAGCCCGCACCGCUGCCAGGACCAGUGAAGGAGCACACCACACCCUCUGAGAACGGAGACGUGCCCAGCCCCAAGGCCAAGAUCCCCGCCAAGAACGCCCGCCACAGAGGAAGAGUCUCCCCCUCAGAUGUGGACUCGACGGUCAGCGAGGAGUCCAGUGAAAGGGACGUGGGGGACAAGACGCCAGCCGUGGUCCCUGAGGGCAAGGCCCACCGAGCCCCACAGAGCGCACCCCCACUUCCCAGUUCAGGGACGGAGCAGCACUCCUCCGCUUCCAUCUUUGAGCAUGUGGACAGGCUCUCGCGCUCGUCUGAGGCCAGCCGGCGGGUCCCCAGUAAGGUGCAGCUGAUCGCCAUGCAGCCCAUCCCGGUGCCCCCUGCCCAGAACCCCGUGCUGGCCAGCCGAGUGGCUGAGACCAACAAGAUCAACAAGGAGAUUCAGACGGCGCUGCGGCACAAAUCCGAGAUUGAGCAUCACCGCAACAAGAUCCGGCUGCGUGCCAAGAGGCGCGGCCAUUACGAGUUCCCGGUGGUGGACGACCUGUCCUCGGGGGACACGAAGGAGCGGCACCGCGUGUACCGCCGCGCACAGAUGCAGAUCGACAAGAUCCUGGACCCUACGGCCAGCGUGCCCUCGGUGUUCAUCGAGCCCCGGAAGAGCUCGCGGAUAAAGCGUUCACCCAAGCCGCGCCGGAAACACCAGGUGAACGGGUGCCCGGCCGACGCGGAGAAGGACCGGCUCAUCACCACCGACAGCGACGGCACCUACCGUCGGCCGCCCGGGGUGCACAACUCGGCCUACCUGGGCUGCCCGUCUGAUCCUGACCUCCCGGCCGAGGUGCAGACGCCAUCGUCCACCGAGCUGGGCAGGUAUCCGGGCCUGCCCUUCCAGGCCUCGCAGUACAUCCCGCCGCAGCCGUCCAUCGAGGAGGCCCGCCAGACCAUGCACUCCCUCCUGGACGACGCCUUUGCCCUCGUGGCCCCCAGCAGCCAGCCCGCCAACGCGGCGGGCCCGGGCCCAGGGGCCCCAGCCGGCCUGCCCGUCAGCAACACCCCUUCCCGGGAAGAAAGGCGAGCCGCCCAAUGGGGAUCCUUCUACAGCCCAGCCCAGACAGCCAACAAUCCCUGCAGCCGAUAUGAAGAUUAUGGUAUGACUCCCCCGUCUGGCCCAUUGCCAAGACCAAAUUUUGGCCCUGGGUUGCUGCCGUCUUCAGAGGUGGUGGCCUCCGAGCCCCCACAGCCUCAGGCAUCAGCCGAAGCUCCGUUUGCUGCCCGAGGGAUCUACUCUGAAGACAUGCCGUCGGUGGCCCGGCCUCGGCCUGUCGGGGGUACGACAGGCUCCCAGAUCCAGCACCUGACGCAGGUGGGGAUUGCUAGCCGAAUCGGGGCCCAGCCCGUGGAAAUCACACCUGGAAGAGGCAGCCAGUACAGUGGACCAGGCUGGCCUGCGUAUGCGGAGGAGGAAGCGGGACGAAGAGAAGCCGUGCCAAGGACUUCGGGCAGGGAGCCCUCGGCUCCGCCCGGGAGCCUCGCACCCCGGGGACUGCAGGGCCCUGGGCUGGGGUACCCCACCAGCUCCACCGAGGACCUCCAGCCCGGCCACUCCUCAGCCUCACUCAUCAAAGCGAUCCGCGAGGAGCUCCUGCGGCUCUCCCAGAAACAGAGCGCCGUGCCCAACUUCCACAGCUGAGGCCUCCCCUCUGCAGCUUUGCCAAGUAUCCGCUUCCCGUGGAAGCAAGAUCAACAGGAACUGGACUGAGCGCGUGCGUGCUUGGAACAGGAAACGAGUGUCAUCUAUCUCCCAGGGCCCGCUGCCCACCCGAGGAAGGGCACAAGGUUCAGUGCUAGAAGAUGCCACCGGUCGCACACCAACCCCUGAGACUUUUAUACUAAGUUGAUAAGGCGGUUCAGUUCAGCAGAUGUGUACUUUUGGCCCAAAGCUAGCAGAACUUCACAAAAACAAAACACAAACCCAAGCUAACAAAAAACACAUGCUGGUAGUCUGCUUUGUGAAGGUGAAAGGUUAAAGUGUGUCACUGGUUCAAGGCUGAGAGGAGCCAAGCAUGUCCAUGGGCUCACAGAGUCGCGUGCGAUCGUACACUGCUGCUCUGUUUGCUGAGAAGAGAGAUCUGAAGACAUUUUAUUAACUGCUUCAUUCCCUUCUUUUCCUCCAUAGGAACUUAUUUUAAUAAUAUUAACAAGAAUACUAAGACUGUUUGGAAAUAAAACACAAAAAGGUACUCGUGAGAAACCACAUGAUAGAUUGUAGAACCUGAGGAUUCCCAAUGAAGCCAUUGCCUCCAUUUCCAUCCUCUUCUUCCUCUUCCUCCUCCUCCUCCUGGUGCUAAAGUUCAAGGGCCCUUCACUUUUCUGACUGGGAAAUGCAGUGUUGGCUUUUGCAAGUGGGAGACUAUGUUGAAGGUUUCAUUUUGUUCUAGAAAGAACAAAAAAACAAAACAAAUCCUCCCAAAUUGGGGGAGAGGGGAUGACAAGGAGAGGACUUAAUAUUUAUUUGGUUAUUCAAAAAUACAUAUUGAAGUUUAGAUUUGCAUUCUUACUUGUAUUUACUGUUUAUCAGUUGGUUAUGAGCAACUCUUAACCCACGUUAGCACAGCCAUUAGGGUCCAGACCCCAGAGUGAGGCUGUCAGGAAAUCCUAACAUAGAUCCUUGUACUUUGCUAGACAUCUGCUCCCAAGUGAUCUUUAAAUGAGAAGUCAAAUAUGAAAAUACAUUGUUCAUAAU